UCGACCUAGCUCACCAUCGCUGCGGUUGUCUACCGGACUAGAGGAAUAGAAUCCAUGCCUCCGCUCAAGGCCUUUGCCAGGACCGAUCUGAGGACACCGAAUAAAUCUCAGAAUGAUGGCUCCAGAUCAUCAGCUCCUCAUGGACGGUCCUCGCUUUCGACCAACGUCGUGACAGUCGAUGACACGGGUUCCCCUAUGGUAUCAAGCUCUUCCUCUAGACACCUGCCAAAUAGGCUGGAACAGCCUUCUAGCCAUGAAAGCACUCCAGUCAAAGCCAUGCCCCGCAGCUUUGGAAUGUCGACCUCGAAGAGCAUUCCCAACAUGCGGCACCUAGCAGAGAGGCCUACUUCGAUGUCGACCUCCACGUCGACGGAGAUACAUACACCAAUAAACCAGAUCCGAACGAGAUCCCGUCAAUCUCUAGCUGGGACCCCGUUACAUGACCACGGCCACCUCACCCCAUACUAUUCGCCAUCUACUCCAUCGCAAUUCUCUCGAUCUACCAUCCUCCCUUUCGACAGGGAGAGUAAUCGGCAUGACGCUGAAGAGGCCAUCAGAGAGAGUGCGAAGAAACCUUCUCCUAAACAAGUACAGGAUGUUGGAACGCCACCGGUCGAAGGAGGUUGGAAACGAGGUCUUCUGAACUUUGGACGGAAAUCUAGCGAAGACGCCUUUUCGUCACGGGCGAGCGUCAAGAGGAAGGGGAUUGUACGGAAAGCCAAACUUUCGGACAGAAUCAUCGCAUACCCUCGAUAUGCUUACGAAGAAGCCGUAGAUUUUAUCACCGACCUCACUCUCCCUCCCCAUACCGCACCCUACAUCUCGCUUCUCCUGCACACCCUCCACUUUCUUAUCCGUGCACCUCUCUGGCAGAUCUUUCUGUCCUUUCUACCUCUGGGCCGAUCAAGCCGUUGGACGCAAAAACCGACGGAUAGCGUGUUCGUACAACCUGAUUCGGGGUUGAAGAGGUAUGAUCAGAUGGUCGAGGCGGGAAAACAGGGUUGGAAGAUCUUGGGCUGGCUGGGUCUGGGUUCGACCAGCGUUUGGGGGGCGUUCGGGAACUGGUUGUUCUUCCUGAUCGUCUUUGGUAUAUCUUUUGCCAACGCUUCAUACCUCUUCAACUCGAGAAGGCGCUACGACAUGCGGUUCCGAAAAGACCAACUCAACACACCGAAUGCCCGAAGCGUUCCCGUCCCUAAUUCCCGUGAUCUUGAGAUGGAAGACGAGGAUGUUGCCCAAUGGACGGCCAAGAAGGUCUUCUUCCUCGUAUGGUCGUAUAUCAAUCCCCUGACGUUGAUCAGAAUCAUGAUCGGUAAACCGCCUCAUAUCAAACGGGAAGAAGAGAAGCGAGCUCAGGAGAUGAUGCAGAGCUUGACCGUCUGGGAUCCUCCUGAAUUCAACAUGAUCUUCUUCAUCUACUACUCGCCCAUCCAACCAGUCCUCUUUCAGCUUAUCGGGUAUACGAACCCGAUCAUCGCCCUCAUCUGUAACGCUUGCAUCACGGCACAGACGAUCUUUGUCGUCAAGGAAUUCGAAAGGCUUGUCAAGGACAGGCAGAUUUUGCAACGCGAGGUCAUGAGGGAGUAUGACCAAGUGUUUGUCUACAAGCAGUUGUUCAAGACCAAGAAGGAUGCGAGUACUCAGACGAAUGAAGCGGAGUUGCUAUUUUGAUCCAUACGCAUGGUGUAAUAUAUCUAUCGGAGCCUGGACAUUUCACGACAUGAAACGAGAAUCCUGCCUAGCAUGCAAAAUACCAUGUUCUUGCUCAGAGACGCUUAUGAAGAGCACGUGACCUGCU
Messenger RNA from Filobasidium floriforme, 1798 nucleotides. RefSeq lists its product as uncharacterized. Gene Ontology annotation, biological process: maintenance of rDNA; regulation of exit from mitosis. The record is from RefSeq and is a predicted model, not a curated record. The transcript has 7 exons. The coding region runs from base 55 to 1671 and encodes 538 amino acids. NCBI's taxonomy places the organism in Eukaryota, Fungi, Basidiomycota, Tremellomycetes, Filobasidiales, Filobasidiaceae.